GUAUGCACCAGGAGAUGGUGGUCCAGUAGUGCCUGGUGCUCAGCCGCGUUCGAAUACGAGCGGCCGCUGACGACCGACAGACCGGAGCGCACCCGGAGUUUUUUUAAAGAGAGUGGUGUGAACAGAUGAUAUUUGGUGGAUACGUAAUUGUUUGUUAUUGAUUACGUACCAGGUCACGAUUACAAAAAAAAAUAUGGAUCACAGGCAGAGAAGCGUCGCACCAAAUAGCAUCUUCGCAGAUCUCACUCAGAGUUGGCAUAUACCAAGACCCACACUAGCUCGCAGCUCUGCAAGCUCUGGGGGCUCGACACCCAGUAAUAACAGCACACAGAGUGCAAAAUCGGGAACGUUACUGUUAACAGCCGCAAAUUUAGCCAAAGUGGCCUCGCAGGAUGUGGAAAAGAAUCUAACGACGAAUAAGGAGCACAAUUUACAACUUUAUCUACAACAAGUUGGACCCGAUCAUUUACUGCCAUUUCACAAAGAUCUUACAAAAAAGCCUGACGGAGACACAGUUUCUGUUGCAAGUUCAACACAUUUUACUGUCAUCAACGUCAACUCGAGACCGCAAGUAAAGACGAGGAGUUUCUGCAGAAAGCAUCAGCUUACUAUACUCGUUGUUUCGAUGUCGAUAAUAUUCACGAUAGGGCUUUUAGCAGCCAUCAUUUUAUUUGAAAUGAGGGCAAACCACUUACGCAAGAUGACUUAAAUUGAAGAAAACUGCAAUAAUGUUUCUUCACGUUACCAUCGAAUUUAAAGAAGAUUAAACGCUUUAUUUAUAAGUAUUGCCAGUGUGAUUAGUUUUCGAUAAAAAUGCCUUUAAGGUGUAGAACAAAGAACUACAAAUCGUUACAACCAAUUCCGUUUGAACUUAAACACUAAUUUGGAUGCGACAUUGAAGUUGAACUAGUUAGUGUACCAGUGUAUAGUUAUCGGAAAAAAUUCCACACUGCCAAUUAGUAUUUCUUAAAUUUAACGUUUAAGUUAAUUUAUUUAUUAUUAUGAAGCGUUGCAGUUUGUGACGCUUAAAAUAAGUAGGCUAAUAUAUCAAGCCAUUUGAAAUACAGUAGACACUCGAUCGUGUGAAUAUCGCAUAAUGGAAACCCCGCAUAAUGUGACCAACAUCAUAUCAAUUAUUCUAGAUCACCGUAUACCUUGAACAAAACUAAAUCUUCAACAUUGGCCUUAAAGAUCAAUAUUUAAUCCCCCAUAUAUUUGGUACCUCCCCAGUCGUAUUAGCUGCAGGGAUGCUAUUUUAUUCUAUUCACUUUUUGGUUCGCAUCAUCAAAUGUCUACUGUAAUUGUACAUAAUUUAGACAUAAAUAACUAACAUUAAAAGAAUGUAGUGUAUCUUCAUUAGCACAGAAGUAUUUUGAUAAUGAGCUACACAUAAAUUGUGCCAAAUAAUUGAAAUAAUAUUAAUAGAAUAAAGUGCCGUAAGAAACUUUGUAGCAUCUAAAAUAUCAGUAUGUUUACAUUAGACAAUCUGUUUUCAUAAUUAAUUUGCACGUAAACAUUUAACGAAAAUGUACAAACACACAAAGAAAUCUUAAGUUGAUGUUUGUAUGCAUGCUAUCUAUAACAGGUGUAAAUAUACUGUAGGUUUUAUAAGCUUGUAUUAGAAUUCUGUGAUAUUUGUGAUGCAAAGUAAUAAAAAACAUGAA
This is a messenger RNA of Agrilus planipennis (emerald ash borer), 1664 nucleotides long. RefSeq lists its product as uncharacterized. The record is from RefSeq and is a predicted model, not a curated record. The transcript has 4 exons. Lineage: Eukaryota; Metazoa; Arthropoda; Insecta; Coleoptera; Buprestidae. Bases 194 to 709 code for a protein of 171 amino acids.